AUGGAGCAACCGUCCAUGCCUCUCUGGCUAAGCAGCUUUGAAGAAGAUAUUGACACGUACAUUUUCAUUUCCUCAAGGGAUAACAAAUUGUAUUUAGGGAUACUAAGAACGUACGAUCAGCACGGGAAUAUAUUCUUAACACACUGUGUUGAAAAAAUUAUAGUUCCAGAAAAAAAGUAUUUUUCGGAUGUCUACGUUGGAAAUCUAAUAAUUAGAGGAGACAAUAUUGCGUAUUUCGGUUCAUUGGAUGAAGAUAAAUACUCGAUAAUGUUUGACUACUCAGAAAAAAAUAGUAGUGAUAUGGACUUUAAUGAUAAUGAAGAUAUGGAAACGCCAAAUAAAAAAGAAAAGGAUUCAAAUGGGAAUAUUAUUCUGAAGUACAGACCGAUAAACCAUAUCUUGAAGUUCAUAACUGAGAAUAAUAACGAUUCAUGGGUGUUUGAAAAUUAA
Plasmodium malariae is the source of this 450-nucleotide messenger RNA. RefSeq names its product U6 snRNA-associated Sm-like protein LSm1, putative (gene LSM1). Lineage: Eukaryota; Apicomplexa; Aconoidasida; Haemosporida; Plasmodiidae. Gene Ontology annotation, molecular function: RNA cap binding. Gene Ontology annotation, biological process: deadenylation-dependent decapping of nuclear-transcribed mRNA. The record is from RefSeq and is a predicted model, not a curated record. Gene Ontology annotation, cellular component: Lsm1-7-Pat1 complex; P-body. The coding region runs from base 1 to 450 and encodes 149 amino acids. The transcript has 3 exons.